AUGAUAAUUAUUAGACUAUACUUAUUUGUCUCUUUGCAAUUAAUUUUAUGUUUCUCAAUCGAUACUAAACCUAAGUUAACAUUGGAUGAAUUUUUCGAUUAUACAUAUUUUCCAUUAAUAAGUUUGUCACCAACUGAUAAACAUUUACUUAUUCAUACAACUCGUCCAUCAUGGAAUAUCAGUUCUUUUGAACAUGCCUUGUGGCUAUAUGAUAUUGAAAAACAGACAAGAAAAUUGAUUACUCACAAUCUACAUUCAUCAAUUAAACCAAAAUGGUCACCCAAUGGUAAUUGGAUUGCAUUAUCAUUAAAUAAAUAUCCAUCCAUAACUACGAUAAAUAAUCAUCAAAACAAACAACAACUGGAACAAUAUAUUUAUUUAUAUUCUGUCAUAUCAGACGAAUUAUUACCUAUUCAUCUUGGAACAGACAUUCCAUUAACUUUGACAUGGUCAAAUAAUAAUUCAAUUUUUUACUUGGCUACAAUGAAUAUAUGGUCAACUGUUGAAUAUAAUGAUUUAGAUAAAGAUGAAUGGUAUGAUGUUAUUCAAUAUCGAAAAAAUAAAGUAUCUGAAAGUACAACAAUCUAUCGAAUUGAUCUGAUUGAAAAUAAUCACACGCUAAUUGUGAAAAGAAAUUUUAUUAAUAAUGUUUCUUUUCUAAUUAGUGAAGUUUUAUUUAUUCCAUUCGAAGAAAAAUUAGUAUAUUCAACCAUAUCAAAAGAUUUUGAAAAUAUGAAUGCUUUUGAACUCUAUUUGAUUGAUCUGAAAAAUACAUCAUCAUUAGUAAGAUUGACAAAUAAUGAAAUAUUUGAACAAGAUUUACAAUUAUCACCUGAUGGUAAACAAAUACUAUUUAUAUCAUGGCCUCUGGGUUCUACUAAAAAGAAAUUAAAUGAUACACAAAAUCGUCUUUAUUCUGUAAAUUUAGCAAAUGGACAAAUAGAACGUUUAGCAGAAAAUUUCUUUGGUAGUAUUAUGGGAUAUGCAAUGAAAAACAAUGAUAAUGUUUACAUACUUGGACAAUUAGGAACAGAAGCACAUAUUUAUACACACCAAUUAUCAACAAAAAAUUUGAUUUAUCAUAAUGGAUGGAAUGGUACAUAUCGAUCUAUUGUAUCAUCAUGUAAUAAUAGUAAUUCAAUUGCAUUUGUUUAUUCAUCAUUUGAAAAACCUAUGGAAGUUUAUUUUAUUAAUAAUAUUUAUCAACUUCAAUCAUCACAAGCAAUAACAAAUUUUAAUCAACUAUUUACUCAACGAGAUUUGCCACAAGCUAAAGUGUAUCACUGGAAAAAUGAAGAUGAUGAACAAAUAAUUGAAGGAAUGUUAUAUUAUCCACCUGGACAAUUUCAAUCAAAAAAUCUACCACUUUUAGUUCUUAUUCAUGGUGGUCCGGCUGAUACAAGCCUCAAUCAAUUUUUAUCAAAUGCCUUCUAUUGGGCUAUAAUGGCUGCUUCAGAAGGUUGGCUAGUCUUAGAACCUAAUUAUCGAGGAUCAGUAGGAUAUGGUGAUCAAUUUAUAGCUGAAAUACGUUACAAACCUUUAUCUCGACCUGGAAAAGAUAUACUUUCAGGAGUUGAUCAGUUAAUCAAAGAUGGAAUUGCUGAUCCACAUCGACUUACUGUUGGUGGUUAUAGUUAUGGUGGUUCGUUAACAAACUGGCUGAUUACACAAACUAAACGUUUUAAUGCUGCCGUUUCCGGUGCUGGCAUUGUUGAUCAUGCUUCUGCAUGGGGUACGAUGGAUAUACCAGCCUUUCAUAAGUAUUUCUUUGGAGGAUUCCCAUGGGAAGUUCCGUAUAUAUAUCAAAAUGAGUCACCUAUUUAUCAAUUAACCAAAAUGCAAACGCCUACACAUAUCAUCGCGGCUGAAAAUGAUAUACGGAUUCCUAUUAGUCAAAGUUAUAUGUUGGAACGUGCACUUUAUUAUCGAGAAAUACCAGUAAAACUUAUUAUUUUUCCAAAUGAAGGACACAUAAUAGAUUUUAAUCCUUUACAUGGUAAAAUAAAAAUUCGAGAAGAACUCAAAUGGUUACAAAAAUAUGGUAAUCAAUCAUCAAAUUACAAUGAAUUAUUUAAUAACAAUGAAAAACUAAAACUAAAUUAUGUUUUCGAAAUAUAUAUUUUAUUGUUACCCUAUAUAAUUAUAAAAAGUAUAUGA
Molecule: messenger RNA, 2157 nt
Organism: Rotaria sp. Silwood1
Lineage: Eukaryota; Metazoa; Rotifera; Eurotatoria; Philodinida; Philodinidae
Source: the annotation of a GenBank genome assembly